AUUUCGAAAACCCUUGGUAAGAUAAGAAAUCACGUGGCUGCUGAAAUUAUGUAUAUAAAAACAGCUUUUUUGAUGGCGUUAGGGGUGGCCAUAAUCCGAGCACAAACGGAACCAGCGCCUACCGAUAAAGGAGAAAUAAUUGAAUCGUGUGAUAAGGACGUUUUCUUGGAUGUCCUCAUUAUGCUUGACCACUCGCAAAGCAUUUCCAAGGAAAACAUCGUUAUUGUUCGCGAUGCCAUGAAAGCAUUGGUGGAACAAUUCGUCAACGUCGGAAACAGUAAUAGAACGGUCAAAGUUGCUCUUAUAACAUAUAACAAGAACGUGACGACUGAACUACUGUUUAACCAAUCAGCGUCCAGCACAAAAGCAGGGACAUUGGCCGCUAUUGAAAACAUGUCUAUGAUUCGCCAAAGAAGAUCACGUGUAGAUCUCGCGUUUGAUUAUGCAAAUGAGGUUGUAUUCACUCCAGGUGGAGGUGACCGACCAUUGGCCCAGAAUGUACUUAUUCAUGUAACAGAUGGUCGAAUUCUGAAGGCUAAAAUCCAAGCAAAAACAUUAAAAGCUGGAGGUGCACUAAACGCAAGAGAGGACAAAGUGAACGUGGUUCUACUAUACAUUCCAAGUACUCUGCCCACAUCAGAUGAUGAUAAACCUAAACUGGACAAUGAUAGACCGAGGGUAAUCGAAAGGAAAAUCCCGGAUGAACCGAAAGAUAGACAUUUCAGAUCAUUUAAAGACAUAAAUAAUAUGUUGCCGUCGAUUCCUGAUAUUGCGAGAAGAAUAUGUGCAAUGACACGUUAGUAAUUUGAAUCAUGGAGUUGAAAUUAUAUUUGAAAUCUGAAAUCAAAUAUCUAAAUAUAAUAAUUUACAAUCAUGGCAUCGUGCUUUUCAUUUAGAUGCUUACAUAGUUUCACUGUGUGCAUGUAAUUUUAUGCCGAUAUAAGUCUAUUAGGAGAGACGCAUCACACGUUAUGUCAGUUUGACAGUCCUUACGUCCAAAAUAUGAAUCCUUCUCUUUUAUAUGGAUUGCUUUAAAGAUCGCUGAGGUUUGCUCAAACUGACAAACAAUUAUAUUCGAUGUCGUAAAAUAUAACAUUUUCAUUUCGAAAUUAAAAUGGUGAACAUCGAAUGGACCGUUUUGCUCCAUUGUAUAUACAUUGAUCUGGCCUCCCCUACAAGUCUACGAAUUCCUCUACAACUAAGUAUUUUUUAUGCAUAAAGACAACGCCCAUACACUUUUAGCAUUAUUAAUAUCAUUAUAAUUCUGUUGUUAUAAUGCAUAGGUAUGUCUGCUUAACACUACAAUGUGAGUUAAUAUGAAACUAUCAUUGUAAAAUAAAC
This is a messenger RNA of Owenia fusiformis, 1341 nucleotides long. Lineage: Eukaryota; Metazoa; Annelida; Polychaeta; Sabellida; Oweniidae. The record is from the annotation of a GenBank genome assembly.